Molecule: messenger RNA, 1134 nt
Organism: Castor canadensis (American beaver)
Lineage: Eukaryota; Metazoa; Chordata; Mammalia; Rodentia; Castoridae
Source: RefSeq, a predicted model, not a curated record
GCCCUGCACUGCCUAAGGUUGGUGUCCACAGCCCCACAGAGGGUGCAGAGGGGGCUGAACCUACACCAAAAGCACAGUGAUGAGGCCCCAACAAAUAACCAGGUUUCUCAAAGAAAAGAGAUGGUGUCAAAGGCAGAUGUGGCCCUGGAGUGUCUGUACCAACGGGAGAAAAGGAUCGGGAUUGACUUGGUCCAUGACAACGUGGAGAAAAACCUUAUCCAGGAAGUAGAUCUGCUAAAAUGUUGCCAAGAACGGAUGCGAAAAUUAGCUCAAAGAUUCGAUCUCCAGAUGCAGGACAACCGUGAUGCUCAGCACGCCCUGAGGGACAUCGAGGACAAAAGCUCAGCCCAGUGUAUCGAUGAGAAGUGCUUCAACCUGAGAAACACGUCCGACUGCAUUAGCUUCUUCCACGGCAUGAAAAAGAUCUCGGUGCCUGAGACCUCCAAGUUCAGCAACAACAACAUCAUACACUCUCAGAACACGCGAGCCAACUCGAUCCGGCUGCGGGAGGAGGCAGAGCACCUGUUUGAGAACUUGUCGGACCAGAUGUGGAAGCAGUACACGGACACCAACCUGGCCUUCCACGCCCGCAUCUCUGAGGAGAUGGACAUGAAGAACAGGCUGCAGACACAGCUGGCCAAGACGCUGCAGGAGAUCUUCCAGGCGGAGAACACCAUCACACUGCUAGAGAGGGCUAUCAUGGCCAAGGAGUGCCCGCUGAAGGUGGCACAGACAAGGCUGGAGUGCCGGAGCCGGCGACCCAAUGUGGAGCUGUGCAGAGACAUUGCGCAGUUCAAGCUCCUGAACGAGGUGUACACCAUCGACGACACCCUGCAGACCCUCCGGCUGAGGCUGCGGGAGACGCAGGACACGCUGCAGCUGCUGGUGAUGACCAAGUCCCGGCUGGAGCACGAGCUGGCCAUCAAGGCCAACACCCUGUGCAUCGACAAGGAGAAGUGCCUGGGCAUGCGCAAGACCUUCCCCAGCACGCCUCGCCUGGUGGGCUACACCUGCCCGGCCAUCUGCUCAGGCGCGUGCGCCACCUUUGUUCCCGGCGCUGGCCCCGCCCCCAGCGCCGGCCCCGCCCCCUGCUCCGGCCCCGCCUCCUGCACCUGCCCGCGUCCCUGCGCCUGA